Cuscuta epithymum is the source of this 7372-nucleotide messenger RNA. The record is from the annotation of a GenBank genome assembly. NCBI's taxonomy places the organism in Eukaryota, Viridiplantae, Streptophyta, Magnoliopsida, Solanales, Convolvulaceae.
CACUGAUACUAGUAUACUACGUUUUUUUUUUUUUGCUUAUUAUAGAGCGGAAGUGGAUGGUGGGCCGGUGAGGAGCUUGAGGUGGCAAAGCUCAGUCAAGCCAGUUAAGCUCGAAGGGGAAAAUCAGGUGUACGCCACAGUUUAGCUUCUCUGGAUAGUCUGUCGGUGGUCAUUCUCGCUCUACCUCGUCGUCCUCUGUAUCUCUGAAGAACCCAAGUCACUGCCGACCAUUCCUGCAAACUCUUAUCUCCCUCUAGAAAAUCAAGGAACUCUCUGUUCCCGUUCUUAUUUCUUCUUCAUUUCCACUAUCCACCUGCUUGAGAUCUCUCUCCAAUGUUAAAGUAGUGCACUCCCGUUACAUAAUAUUCUAUUCUAAGGUAUGUCUGCCCCAUGUUUGUAUUGGAAAUGAAUGUUACAGGCUUACCAGUUCCCAAUUUCCAAAGAUCUCAUUUCCCCCAAUUCACAUUAUAAGUUUUCUGCUAAAUCUCUGUUUAGUGUUAAACCAAUUCUGGAUUCUUUAAUUGGAGAAAAGGUGCAACCUUUGAUGUAAAAGUUGACACAGAAGCUGUUAGCUUUUGAGUGUAUAUUGGAGGCUGGAUCUGAAGUGAAGAUCUUGAGAUCACAGGGAAGCUGGCAGCCACACUGGCAUGGAGGCAUGCUGCCAGCAGUGGCAGCAGCAGCCUUCCUAGUAACGAUCUGGAAAGAAAUAAAGACAGCAAGCAUUAUGGCCUGGACCACCCAGCUCCACAUUCUCUCAUGAAAAUGGGUUCAAGAGAUCGUAGUAACAUGGAGGAUCCAGAUGGGACAUUAGCAAGUGUUGCUCAGCUGAUUGAGAAAUUGCGCAAGAACUCAGCCUCCACGCAAGAAAAAGAGACACUGUUGAAACAAUUGUCGGAGCUUAUUGAUACACGUGAAAAUGCAUUCAGUGCUGUUGGGUCACAUUCCCAGGCAGUGCCAGUGCUUGUUUCUUUACUUCGAUCUGGUUCAUUUGGGGUAAAGAUGCAGGCAGCCACUGUUUUGGGCUCUUUGUGCAAAGAAAAUGAAUUACGAGUAAAAGUGCUGCUUGGAGGUUGUAUUCCUCCAUUGUUAGGCCUUCUCAAGUCAAGCUCAACAGAAGGUCAAAUUGCAGCAGCAAAGACUAUAUAUGCCGUGUCUCAAGGUGGUAUUAAGGACCAUGUUGGCUCAAAGAUCUUUUCAACUGAAGGAGUUGUGCCAGUAUUGUGGCAACAGUUACAGAAGGGUCUUAAAGGUGAAAACUUGGUUGAUGAUUUGAUCACAGGCAGUUUAAAAAACCUUUGUACCAGCACAGAGGGUUUCUGGUCUGCAACGGAUCAAGCUGGAGGUGUGGAUAUACUUGUCAAACUGCUAGCUACCGGACAAUCCAGCACUCAAGCAAAUGUAUGCUUUCUUCUUGCAUCUAUCAUGAUGGAAGACUCAUCUGUCUGCUCUAAAAUAUUGGCUUCAGAUGUCACAAAACAACUGCUUAAAUUACUUGGGCCUAGCAAUGAAGCUUCUGUUAGGGCAGAAUCUGCCGGGGCUCUCAAAUCUCUUUCUGCUCAAUCCAAAGAGGCCCGACGGGAGAUAGCAAAUUUGAAUGGCAUCCCUGUACUAAUAAAUGCUACUAUAGCACCUUCAAAGGAAUUCAUGCAGGGUGAACAUGCUCAAGCUUUGCAGGAGCACGCAAUGUGCGCUCUUGCUAACAUUUCAGGUGGCUUGUCAUAUGUGAUAUCAAGUCUUGGCCAAAGCCUUGAAUCAUGCACCUCAUCUGCACAGGUUGCUGAUACAUUAGGGGCCUUAGCUUCGGCUCUUAUGAUAUACGAUAACAAAGCAGAAAGUUCAAGAGCUUCUGAUCCUUUGGAGGUGGAACACACACUGGUUAAACAGUUUAAGCCUCAGUUGCCACCACUGGUGCAAGAGCGUACCAUUGAAGCUCUUGCUAGUUUAUAUGGGAACAUUAUUCUCUCCAAAAAGCUUGCAAAUUCUGAUGCAAAGCGGCUACUGAUUGGUCUGAUCACAAUGGCUACUAAUGAAGUUCAAGGAGAAUUGAUAAGGUCCCUUCUCAUCCUUUGCAAAAAUGAAGGAUCACUAUGGCAUGCCCUUCAAGGCCGCGAAGGGAUUCAACUACUGAUUUCUCUCCUUGGGCUCUCAUCGGAGCAGCAACAGGAGUGUGCUGUUGCUUUACUAUGUCUUCUUUCAGACGAGAAUGAUGAGAGUAAAUGGGCCAUCACCGCAGCUGGAGGCAUUCCCCCACUUGUGCAGAUUCUAGAAACAGGAUCUUCCAAAGCCAAAGAGGACUCUGUAACCAUUCUUGGAAACCUUUGCAAUCACAGUGAAGAUAUUCGGGAAUGUGUUGAGAGUGCUGAUGCUGUUCCUGCUUUGUUAUGGUUGCUGAAGAAUGGGAGCUCCAAUGGUAAAGAAAUUGCGGCCAAGACAUUGAACCAUUUGAUUCAUAAAUCGGAUACUGCCACCAUAAGCCAACUCACUGCACUUUUAGCUAGUGAUCUUCCGGAGUCUAAAGUCUAUGUCUUAGCUGCAUUGAGAAGUUUGCUUUCCAUGGUACCUAUUAGUGAUAUUUUGCGUGAAGGUAGUGCAGCAAACGAUGCAAUUGAGAUGAUGAUAAAGCUCAUAAGCUUUGCUAAGGAAGAGACUCAGGCCAAAUCUGCAUCAGCACUUGCUGGAAUCUUCAAUCUCAGGAAAGACUUGCGUGAAAGUAACCUUGCUAUGAGAACUCUCUGUUCACUAUCUGAGCUUCUAAAUGUGGAGUCUAAAGCCAUCUUAGUUGAAGUGUGUCGUUGUCUUGCUGCAAUAUUUCUCUCGAUUAGAGAGAACCGUGAUGUUGCUGCAGUUGCUAGAGAUAAGUUGCCUUCACUGGUGGCUCUUGCUAGUUCUUCAGCUUUGCCUGUAGCGGAGCAAGCGAUAUGUGCUUUAGCAAAUCUUCUUUUGGACCGUGAAGCCUCUGAAAGAGCUUUUCCUGAAGAAAUCAUCUUGCAUGCCACUAGAGUUCUGCGUGAAGGCUCAACUGAUGGACAGACCCAUGCUGCCUCUGCAAUUGCUCGACUUCUCCAGUCUCAGAAGGUUGAUUCGGAAAUAACUGACUGUGUCAAUCGUAAUGGGACGGUUCUUGCUUUGGUCUAUUUUCUUGAAUCCACUACGGGUGGACCUAUUGCUAUAUCGGAAGCAUUAGAUGCCCUUUGUUAUCUUUCAGGGUUGGAAGGACAUAUUAGACCUGCCUGGGCAGUUCUUGCAGAGUACACAGAUGGCAUUAUACCAAUCGUCUCAUGUAUUUCUGAUUCUAGUCCCUUGUUGCAAGACAAAGCUAUCAGAAUAUUAUCAUGGCUCAGCCAAGCUCAGCCGAAUGUUCUAGGAGAAACAAUUGCAUGUGCUUCUGGAUGCAUAUCCUCGAUCGUACAAAGGGUAAUCAACUCCUCAAAUGCAAGAGUAAAAAUUGGAGGAACUGCUCUCCUUAUAUGUACUACAAAAGUGAACCACCAAAGAGUGAUUGAGGAUCUAAAUGAAUCCCAUUUACGAGUUCCACUGAUUCAGUCACUUGUAGGCAUGCUGAACCCCGAGUCUUCUCAGUUGCAUGCAGAUCAAGGGGACAAAGUUGCAAUAAACAUAUUCAGGAAUACUUUAGACGAAUCAAAAAAGGAUGAAACGGAGAGAAGUACUUCAGUUAUCUAUGGUACGGAUAUAGCUAUAUGGCUACUCUCUGUUCUUGCUACCCGUGAUGACCAAAGCAAAGUUGACAUUUUGGAGGCUGGUGGAAUUGACUCUCUUACUGAAAGAAUAUCUCAAUCUCUGUCCCAGUUUACUCAGAUUGAUUUCAAAGAAGAUAGUAGCAUAUGGGUUUGUGCAUUGCCGCUGGCAGUCUUAUUCCUAGAUAGAGACAUCAUCAGGGAACAUGUCACAGUGAAAGCUAUACCGGUGCUAGCUAAUUUACUUAAGUCAGAGGAGUCAGCCAAUAGGUAUUUUGCUGCACAAGCAAUCGCCAGUCUUGUCUGUAAUGGUAGCAGGGGAACUCUUCUUUCUGUUGCAAAUUCAGGGGCAGCGGCAGGUCUUAUUUCAUUGCUUGGCUGUGCAGAUGAUGACAUCAGUGACCUCAUUGAACUCUCAGAGAAGUUUGCUUUGUUGCGUAAUCCAGAGCAAGUAGCUCUUGAAAGAUUGUUUCGGGUUGAUGACAUUAGGGUUGGGGCAACUUCUAGAAAAGCUAUACCAGCACUUGUUGAUCUGCUGAAGCCAAUCCCAGAUCGCCCCUGUGCACCUUUUUUGGCUCUUGGACUUCUGAUACAGCUGGCUAAAGAAUGCCCUCCAAACAAGAUUUUAAUGGUAGAAUGUGGAGCUAUUGAAGCAUUGACUAAGUAUUUGUCACUUGGACCUCAAGAUGCAACAGAGGAAGCAGCAACUGAUUUAUUGGGAAUCCUAUUCAGUACCGCUGAAAUCCGGAGACACGAAUCUGCAUUUGGAGCUGUUAGUCAGCUUAUAGCUGUCUUACGUUUGGGAGGAAGGGCAGCGAGGUAUAGUGCUGCCAAAGCCUUAGAGAACCUGUUCUCAGCAGAUCACAUAAGAAAUUCAGAAUCCGUUAGACAUUCUGUUAAACCUUUGGUAGAGAUUCUAAGCUCUGGCCUUGAGAAGGAGCAACAUGCUGCUAUUGCUGCAUUAGUCCGGUUGCUCAGUGAAAAUCCAUCAAGAGCUCUUGCCGUUGCAGAUGUUGAGAUGAAUGCUGUAGAUGUUUUAUGCAGGAUUCUCUCAUCAAAUUGCUCUAUGGAGCUGAAGGGGGAUGCAGCGGAGUUAUGCUCUGUUCUUUUCACUAGUACAAGAAUAAGAUCUACAAUUGCCGCAGCUCGCUGUGUGGAGCCCUUGGUUUCUCUUCUGGUCACUGAAUUCAGUCCGGCUCAUCAUUCGGUUGUUCACGCUUUAGACAAACUGGUGGAUGAUGAACAGCUAGCAGAACUAGUUGCCGCACAUGGAGCUGUUAUACCCCUCGUAGGUCUUCUCUAUGGUCAGAAUUUUAUGCUUCACGAGGCUAUUUCUAGGACUCUCGUGAAGUUGGGGAAAGACAGGCCUUCAUGUAAGCUAGAAAUGGUAAAAUCAGGGGUAAUCGAGAGUGUACUUGAUAUUCUCCAUGAAGCACCAAAUUUCCUAUGUGCUGCGUUUGCUGAAUUGCUAAGAAUACUGACUAACAAUGCAGCGAUUGCCAAGGGACCAUCUGCAGCAAAAGUGGUUGUGCCUCUUUUCUUGUUGCUGACUGUACCGGAGUUUGGACACGACGGACAACACAGUGCUCUUCAGGUUCUUGUGAACAUCUUAGAACAUCCACAAUGCCGUGCUGAUCAUGCAUUGUCAUCCCAUCAAGCCAUUGAACCUCUGAUACCUUUACUUGAUUCUCCUGCUUCUGCCGUUCAACAGUUGGCAGCUGAGCUCCUGUCUCUUCUUCUUGUGGAGGAGCAUCUUCAAAAAGAUCCCGUCACACAACAAGUCAUUGGGCCUUUAGUUAGAGUGCUCGGUUCUGAUAUACCCAUUCUGCAGCAGAGAGCUGUGAAGGCUCUUGUUUGUGUUUCGGUAACAUGGCCCAAUGAGAUUGCCAAAGAAGGCGGUGUAAGUGAGCUUUCAAAAGUGCUGUUGAAUGCUGAUCCUUUGCUUCCCAAUGCUUUAUGGGAAUCAGCUGCUUCUGUCCUAGCCUGCAUCUUGCAGUUUAGCUCUGAGUUUUUCUUGGAAGUCCCUGUAGCAGUUUUGGUGAGAUUGCUUCGUUCAGGCUUAGAAAGCACCAUACUUGGUGCCUUGAAUGCCCUGCUCGUGUUGGAAAGCGAUGACUCCACCAGUGCUGAAGCAAUGGCUGAAAGUGGGGCAAUCGAAGCUCUUUUGGAACUUCUCCGAUGCCAUAUAUGCGAGGAAACCGCUGCUAGGCUUCUUGAGGUGUUGCUUAACAAUGUGAAGAUCAGAGACACAAAGGCUACGAAGGCAGCUAUUCUACCACUGUCACAAUACCUCUUGGACCCACAAACCCAAGGUCAGCAAGCGAGGUUAUUGGCGACACUUGCCCUUGGCGAUCUAUUCCAGAACGAGUCGCUUGCUAGGACAUCAGAUGCUGUUUCUGCUUGUCGGGCAUUGGUUAAUCUGCUAGAGGAUCAGCCUACUGAAGAAAUGAAAGUCGUGUCAAUAUGUGCUCUACAGAACCUUGUUAUGUACAGCCGAUCAAAUAAAAGAGCCGUUGCGGAAGCUGGAGGUGUUCAGGUUGUGCUUGAUAUUAUUGGGUCAAGUGAUCCAGAUACAUCAGUACAGGCAGCGAUGUUUAUUAAGCUUCUCUUCUCAAACAACACUAUUCAAGAAUAUGCUUCGGGCGAGACUGUCAGGGCCAUAACUGCUGCGCUCGAAAAAGAUUUGUGGGCAACAGGAACAGUUAAUGAAGAGUAUUUGAAGGCUUUGAAUUCACUUUUUGGAAAUUUCCCACGUUUGAGAGCAACAGAACCUGCCACACUGAGUAUACCACAUCUGGUCACUGCCCUCAAGACUGGUUCAGAGGCAACUCAAGAAGCAGCCCUGGAUGCACUUUACUUUCUGAGGCAUGCUUGGUCUGCUUGCCCAGCUGAAGUGUCUCGAGCCCAAUCAAUUGCUGCUGCUGAUGCUAUUCCUUUGUUGCAGUAUUUGAUACAGUCAGGGCCGCCCCGGUUUCAAGAGAAGGCAGAAUUCCUUUUGCAGUGCUUGCCGGGGACAUUGGUGGUCAUUAUCAAGCGAGGUAACAACAUGAGACAGUCCGUUGGAAAUCCUAGUGUUUAUUGCAAGCUUACCCUCGGAAAUACUCCACCUGUGCAAACCAAGGUUACAUCAACUGGGCCUAACCCCGAAUGGGAUGAAAGCUUUGCCUGGUCCUUUGAAAGUCCUCCAAAAGGCCAAAAGCUUCACAUCUCAUGCAAGAACAAGAGCAAAAUGGGAAAGAGCUCAUUUGGAAAGGUAACGAUCCAGAUCGACCGAGUAGUGAUGCUGGGUGCAGUUUCAGGGGAGUACACCUUGUUGCCCGAAAGCAAAAGUGGGCCUUCAAGGAACUUGGAGAUAGAAUUCCAGUGGUCCAACAAAACUGAACUGUAGAAAAGAAUGUUUGGGAGGGAGGAUUUCACCUAUAUUCUCUUGAUUUCCAUCACUUCCCCGCCAACUGUAUAUAGUUCUUCCCCUUUUUAGUAUAUUCUUUUGUGUCUUAUUCAUAUCUACUCAUUGCUUAGUUUUUUUUUGUGUGGUUAUUCAUAUUCAUUGUAAGUUGAAUCACUUUUUUACCUUGUAAUUUUCUUCUGGGUUAUUAUUUAAUCAACUUCGAGUUCAAGGCAAUAUAACAAACUGUGGCCUGUUUAGUAUACACCCCUGGUUUUCUGUGCAUUCUUUC